UCCCCUCUUCCAUUAAUCAAAGUCUUCUCCUUCCCCUCAGGCUGUCCGCCAAGGCAAUACGGAGAGAGUGCCGACCAUGUCGAAGACCAAGAAGCAAUUGAUGUCAUCAGCUCCGUGGAGGGUGGAAGAAGAGGCGGAAGUUGAAUUCCCCGAAGGGAAGCUAAAAGUGACGAGCCAGCCAGGGUCGACUCCAACCAUGCACGUCCCUCGCAAGAAAACCAAGCGCUCUCAAGACCAAGACGAUCAAGAUUCUCUCACUGAGAUUGACCCUGAGCUCCGAUACAGCUUCCAGCGCAACUUUCAGUUCCUUCAACGGGUGUUUAGCAUUGACACUGUCGUGAAACCUCUUCCGCCUGCCAUGGCAUACAAUGUCUCCCGCAACUUGAACUUCUUCACUCGUAUCUUCACACAGUUCUUUGAUCCUGAAGGUAUUGCAAAUGCGCAAAAGUCACUUGGGCUAGGACAGGAAGAAAAAGUUCGUAAAGUUCGUUGAUGCAUGCCGAGGAAUCUGGAGUUGAGCUAUAACAUUUUGUAAUCUAGUUUUGAAUCUGUUUAAUUUGAUCUCACAAUUUAAAUGGCAGCAGUUUGGUUAAAAAAAGGGCAACACUAAUGGUAUGAAUUUCCUUGUAGUAUCGAUGAUAUCCUUCUUAUAAGAGUCUCUUGUAUACAA
Pyrus x bretschneideri (Chinese white pear) is the source of this 670-nucleotide messenger RNA. RefSeq lists its product as uncharacterized. The transcript has 3 exons. The record is from RefSeq and is a predicted model, not a curated record. Bases 77 to 493 code for a protein of 138 amino acids. Gene Ontology annotation, cellular component: chloroplast envelope. Lineage: Eukaryota; Viridiplantae; Streptophyta; Magnoliopsida; Rosales; Rosaceae.